GCGAACGAAGCAGAUGGAAGAUGCGAGUGCGAGUUAUGUCGCACAAUUUCGCGGCGUUCGGAGCCUGUACGGUAUAUUUGCGUUUUUAUAUUCAAUAAACAAACAAACAUAGUGCGGAAAAGUAGACAAUUGUGUUGUGCGAUGUGAAUCCGCUUGUGAAGGUGUGAACGAAAUGUUUCGGAAGUACGAGAGACUUUCAACUAUGUGCAAGAAGUUACCGAGAUCGAGGUUAGGGUCUGCCGUGCGUCAUCAUACCGAAGAAGAUUCUUCGCGUGGGUGAAGAACUGUUAGCAACGGUUAAUUGAUAAAAGUAUCGUGACAUACUUUAUAAAUAAUCUCUCACCAUGGCUCCGCCGGAUCCAUCGAUGCAGAUGAACACCUAUCGGUCGUACGUGACCAUGCUGGCUGACCCUGGCUCAAAGGACGAACUGAAGCUUAAGGCAGCACAAGAGUUGUCUGAAAACUUUGAGGUGAUCAUGUGUUCGCCCCAGUACCCAGCAUUCCUCGACCAUUUGAUGAAAAUAUUUUUGAAAAUCCUACAAGACGGAGAGCCGCAUUUCAUAUCGGAGUACAACAUACAGCAGGUCCGGAAGCUCAUAUUAGAAAUGAUACACAGGCUGCCAACGAACGAGUAUCUCAGAACGUACGUUAAGCAGAUACUUAGCUUGAUGCUGAAGCUGUUGGAAACUGAGAACGAAGAGAACAUACUGGUUUGCCUGAGGAUCAUUAUCGAGCUACACAAGCAGUACAGACCCACCUUUAAUCCCGAGAUUCAACAUUUUUUACAAUUCGUCAAAUCGAUAUACAGUGAACUUCCGACACAUUUACCGAAUAUAUUUGAGCCUAGACCAGCCCUCAAAGUUAAGGACUUGUCCGAAAUAAACAUUGAAGCCCUGUUAACUGAAACAUUUACUAUCACCACCAUUCAGUGCGGGGAGAAAGCUGCAGACGGCACCGUUGUCACCUACAAUCUAAUACCGAAGGCAGUGUUGUCUUUAAAAGUACUUCAAGAAUUGCCGAUAAUUGUGGUAUUGAUGUACCAAAUAUACAAGCAGAACGUCCAUCAGGACGUGUCGGAUUUCAUACCGCUGAUAAUGACAACAAUAACGCUUCAACCGAGCCUCCAGCACAGAGCAUCGCCUGGCUUCAACAAGGAAGUAUUCGUCGAUUUCAUGGGCGCCCAGAUAAAGACGCUCUCGUUUCUCGCAUAUAUAAUAAGAAUUUACCAGGACGUAGUAUCUCAACACAGUGCGAUGAUGGUGAAAGGCAUGCUGGGACUACUCACCCUGUGUCCAAUGGAAGUGGCGCAUCUGCGAAAAGAACUGCUUAUAGCUGCCAGGCACAUUCUCGCAACUGAUUUGAGGAACAAGUUCGUUCCCCACAUGGAACGCCUCUUUGAUGAGGACGUUCUCCUGGGUCACGGUUGGACGACUCACGAGUCCCUCCGGCCGUUGGCUUAUUCGACGCUGGCUGAUCUCGUCCACCAUGUCAGACAGCUUCUGCCCCUUAGUGAUCUGGCCAGAGCCGUUCACCUGUUCAGUAAAAACGUCCACGAUCAGAGUCUGCCGACCACGAUACAGACGAUGUCGUGCAAGCUGUUGCUUAACUUGGUUGAAUGCAUACGUCAGAGAUCUGAUGCUGAAAACAGCAAUCAGGGGAGAGAACUGUUGAUGCGGAUGCUAGAGGUUUUCGUUUUGAAGUUCAAGACUAUAACUAAACUCCAGAUGCCGGUACUACUGGGCAAGACCAAGCAGCUUCAGGCGUUGGCGAACGAGACAAAGACCGAGGACACCAAAUCGAGCAUUGUGGACCUUAACGCGGAGGACAAAGACGCCGGAAAGUCGAAGUUUGGAUUCCCCCCAUCGCAGGCGAUGAACUACAAUGUUGCAGAUUAUAGGAGUCUGGUCAAGACUCUCGUUUGCGGUGUUAAAACAAUCACUUGGGGCUGUGCUAAUUGUAAAUCUGGCGAGGUACCACAGUCGAAACAGUUUCAGCCUAAGGAAACUCUGGUUUUCAUCAGACUGGUCAAGUGGGCGCUGCAGGCUCUUGACAUUUACACCAUCGGACCGCCGGCAGCUGGCGCUAUCGCACAACCCGGCAGACCGGCUCAACCGCAAACUGUUAGAACCAAAGAAGAAAAGGAAGUACUCGAGCAUUUUAGCGGUGUAUUUUCUAUGAUGAACCCGCAAACGUUUCAGGAAAUAUUUUCCACUACCAUUGACUACAUGGUUGAGAGGAUAUUUAAAAACUGCGCCCUGCAGAUAGUCGGCAACUCGUUUCUGGCAAAUCCUACAACUUCACCGAUAUUUGCUACCGUCCUUGUCGAGUAUCUGCUUGAGCGGAUGGACGACAUGGGGUCAAAUGUUGAGAGGAGCAACCUCUAUUUGAGACUUUUCAAGCUCGUUUUUGGAAGCGUGUCACUAUUCCCGGCGGAAAACGAACAUAUGCUAAGGCCUCAUCUUCAUCAGAUCGUCAAUCGUUCAAUGGAGCUUGCCAUGUCGGCCAAAGAACCUUAUAACUAUUUUCUACUGCUCAGGGCGCUUUUCCGAUCAAUCGGUGGUGGUUCACAUGAUUUACUUUACCAGGAGUUUCUACCACUGCUUCCCAAUCUGCUCGAAGGAUUGAACAGGCUUCAGUCUGGACUGCAUAAACAGCACAUGAAAGAUCUUUUCGUCGAACUCUGUCUCACGGUUCCUGUACGGCUCAGCUCGCUGCUUCCUUACCUACCGAUGCUGAUGGACCCGCUCGUCUCGGCACUAAACGGCAGCCAUACGCUGGUAAGUCAAGGUCUGAGGACGCUUGAAUUAUGUGUGGAUAAUUUGCAGCCGGACUUUUUGUAUGAGCACAUUCAGCCAGUGAGAGCUGACCUUAUGCAAGCGCUGUGGAGAACCUUGAGAAACCCGACGGAUCAAGUAGCACACGUGGCGUUCAGAGUUCUGGGUAAAUUUGGUGGCGGUAAUCGAAAGAUGAUGAUUGAACCACAGAAAUUGGAGUAUAACGACAGGGAGACAAACUCGCCAGCUAUCGUUGCCUUCUUCCACGAAUCGGCUAAACCGAUCGAUUUUCCAGUCGAAAAAGCUAUAGAAACCGCAUUUGCAGCACUUAAAUCUAAUACCACUGAUCCUUUCUACAGGCGGCAGUGCUGGGAAGUGAUACGGUGCUAUUUGGCCGCAUCUCUCAAACUUGACGACGACAAACUGACACUGUAUAAAUUGUUUAUGCACCCAAGCUUCAAAGAGGGAAGAAUACCCCGACAACAAGGUCCGCGGUACAAGUGCAGCGACACCGUGGCGAGGAACGUUCACCAGACCGCGUUAACCGGACUCUUCGUAGCAGCUGCGAUAAAGGAACUGCGUCACUCUGUUUUGGGUAACAUGGUUGCCUUGGUCAGACACUACACGAUGGUAGCUAUCGCCCAGCAAGCUGGACCGUUUUGUUUGAUGGGGAAACAAAUCCGACUUCAGGGGCUUGAUCCGUUGGUACUAAUCGAUGCAUUGACAGUGAUAAUGGGACACGAGGAGAAGGAACUGUGCAAACCGGGAAAUCUUGCACUUGUACUAAUACUUGAAACUGCUACGAAUAUCCUGGGCUCAAGGGAACGAGCCUGCCAGUUACCACUGAUGGAAUAUUUGGCCGAGCGGAUGUGCUCUUUGUGUUACGAGCGCGCCUGGUACGCGAAAUUAGGAGGAUGCACGGCGAUAAAGUUUUUGUACGAGAGAAUGGCGACCAAGUGGGUACUCGAUCAUUUAUUCGUCUUUCUCAAAGCCCUGAUGUUCGUCAUGAUGGAUUUAACCGGUGAAGUUUCGAACGGGGCUAUUGAUAUGGCGAAGGGAAACCUCGAGAAGAUGCUCAGGGUGUGCGCAAACCCUGGAAUUCAAGAUGGCAACACUGAUCUCACAGAAUCUCAGAACAAAAGCCUCUACGAAGUCACUCACGAGCUGGUCAGACAGGUCACAUCGCCGCACACGAUGGUCCGCGAACAGGCGAUGGCAUCCUUACGUCUACUCGGUGAAAUUCAGAACAAAACUGUCACCGAAGUAAUGGAACCGCACAAAGAAGUCUUGGCCGAUAUGAUUCCGCCAAAGAAGCAUCUGCUCCGACAUCAGCCGGCAAACGCGCAGAUCGGUCUCAUGGACGGUAAUACCUUCUGCACAACACUUGAGCCGCGAUUAUUCACCAUCGAUUUAACGGUUGUGGAGCACAAAGUUUUCUUCAAGGAACUUUUAGCACUGAGUGAAGCCGAGGACGCGAAUCUGAACAAACUUCCGUGCUACAAAUCUGUCUCGAAUCUAAUACCUUUGAGAAAAUCAGCGCUUAAGGCACUGGCCGCUUGCCACUACGUGGUAUCUUGUCGUGAGAACAUAUUCGGCGUGCUUUAUAAAGCACUGGAGAAACCGAACGCUGAGUUGCAGGAAGCCGCCUUUGAGUGUAUGAAGAAAUUUAUCGCUGGAUUUCAAAUUGACAUGGAGUCCGUUCACGCGAUUAUGCGACCGAUGCUGUUAACUCUAGGCGAUCAUAGAAAUCUCAGUCUGAAUUGUGUCAAGCGACUUUCGUACCUUACCCAACUCUUUCCGAGCACAUUCAGCAUCACGCUUUGCGAACAGCUGCUUCAGCACCUUAAGAAACUGCUUGAAAACGCUAUUCAAGCUCGCAAGGGCGUUUCAAAGUCUGGCGAAAGCGAGCAGAAAAUCGCAAUCAUUAUCAGUAUAUUCCAUCAGAUACCUGCAGCUACACCGAAGUUUAUAGACGUCCUCUGCAGACUUGUUUUACAGACGGAAAAAUCACUUCUCGUCGAGGCGUCCAGUCCAUUCAGAGUUCCUCUGAUGAAAUUCCUGCUCAGAUAUCCAGCCGAAACCUUGAACCUGUUUUUGCACGACAAUAAUAUAAAGGAUCAACAAUGGAGCAGGUAUCUGGAGUUCCUGAUCAAGCACAAGGAUGGAAAACCGUUCAGAGAUGUUCUUCGCAACAGCACAGCUAGACUGACGACCAUGCUGUUGGCCCACUCGCAAACAAAUUCCAGCCUAACCGCGGCGGAAAAAAGCGAGCUGCAACAUCAGGCGGUGCGGAUUAUAUCUAUUUUAAUUAAAUUUGACGAACAAUGGUUCUCGACUCAGGGACAGCUCGUUGCUGCGCUGAAGCAAAUCUGGUGCAAUGACGAAUAUCAGGCGCUUCACAAAAAAGUUGACAGCGUUGAUUUUUGGCACUGGAAAGAGCCAAAGCUAAUUGUAAAAAUAUUAUUGCAUUACUUCGGACAUCGGCCGAACGACAUUGACCUUCUGUUCCAACUACUCAGAGCAACCUGUGACAGAUUUGUACCGGACUUCCAGUUCCUCAGGGACUUUUUGGAGAACACUGUUGCCCAGGAAUACACCGUUGAGUGGAAAAGGAACGCGUUCUUUAGAUUUGUCGAACAUUUCCCAACCAACAAUAUGUCUCAAGAGUUGAAAGCCAAGGUUUUGCAGCUCAUUAUUAUACCAUGCUUUGCCACCAGCUUCGAGCGUGGAGAGGGACUCAAACUUGUUGGAAGUGCUCCAAUGCCGUACCAAGACAAUCCAGAGAACGUCGUCUCUGUGUUUAUCAGUAAAAUAAUUGAUCCUGACAAUCCGUUCGGAUUUGCGGACUGCGUGCGCAUUUCCUUACUUCAGUUCUCCUGCCUUCUUGUCGAACAAGUCUCACAGCAUAUCCAUGACGUAUCGAACAAAAAGCAGGGCACCAAGCUUCGUCGGCUUAUGACAUUUGCCUGGCCGUGUCUUCUCGGUAAAAAUUGCGUCGAUCCAGCGACGAGGUACCACGGUCACCUGCUACUGAGUCAUAUCAUAGCGAAAUUUGCAAUUCACAAACGUAUCGUGCUCCAAGUGUUUCAUAGCCUUCUAAAGGCGCAUGCUGUGGAAGCGAGAAACGUCGUUAGGCAAGCACUGGAAAUACUUACACCCGCGAUGCCAGUUAGGAUGGAAGAUGGUAACACGAUGCUGACGCAUUGGACAAAAAAGAUAAUCGUUGAAGAGGGACAUUCCAUGCAGCAACUUUUCCAUAUUUUGCAGUUGGUUGUGCGCCACUACAAAGUCUAUUACCCGGUAAGGCAUCAACUGGUACAGCACAUGGUGAACUCGAUUCAGAGGCUCGGAUUCAGCCCGACAGCUACCAUCGAGCACAGACGAUUGGCCGUCGAAUUAGCCGAGGUUAUAAUUAAGUGGGAGUUACACCGUAUCAAGGAUGAAGCUGAGAACGUGGAGACCGGCGGUACCGGAACGAUGACGGGUGCUGUAAAACGCCCAUCGACGGAUGACGCGAGUGGGACAAAGCGUCUGGCUGUUCAGGCGACGACAAGCUCCGCCACAUUGCCUUUGAUAACACCGAAGAUAGAACCCGGGGCGACAAAGCCCAUUGAAAGAGCUCAUGCUGAUGCAGUGUUGAACUUCUUGUUACGUCUGGCGUGUCAGGUGAACGACGCUACAACGACGCCGGGUAACCCAGGUGAACAGCUAUCCAGACGCUGUGUAACGCUGCUCAAAAUGGCACUGAAACCUGACGUGUGGCCACAAACCUGCGACUUGAAACUAUCGUGGUUAGACAAAGUAUUCGCGAGUGUUGACAACGCUCAGCCAAAUUAUGGAAACAUAUGCACUGCCUUGGAGCUGAUGACUCUGCUCCUUGGCGUUAUGAAGAGAGAACAAAUACUGUCGAGCUGUAAACCCUUGCAGAGAGGUUUGGGCGCAUGCAUUGCGAGCAGCAAUACCAAGGUCAUUCGAUUGGUCCACGGACUCUUGUCUCGCUUGAUGACCAUUUUUCCAACCGAACCAACCUCGUCGACUGUCGCAUCCAAGUACGAAGAGCUUGACACGCUUUACACGACAGUCGGCAAGUUUAUAUUCGACGGGUUGGCUGCUUACGAUAAAAACCCGUCUGCCGCUCCGAGCUCGUUGUUCGGUACACUGAUGAUGCUCAAGGCAGCCUGCACCAACAAUCAGAGUUAUAUCGACCGUCUGAUAACCCCGUUUAUGAAGGUCCUUCACAGGAUGGCCAAGGAUCACCUUCAUCCCGCUCAGCCAGAGGCUAACCCGGUUGGCAGCGAACUGCUUAUACUUAGUCUCGACUUGGUUAAAAAUAGAGUCGUCGUUAUGGGGGUAGAAAUGCGAAAAUCAUUCGUUGGCUCGAUACUCGUCGGUUUGAUAGAAAAAACUCAGGAUAUCAAAGUGAUGAAAGCGAUAACAAAGAUGCUGGAAGAAUGGAUGAAAAAUAAAAAUCCAAUCGCGAUGAAUCAGGCGCCUAGCUUGAGAGAAAAGUCGAUAUUGCUCGUUAAGAUGAUGCAGUACGUUGAAAAAAGAUUCCCUGAUGAUCUCGAGCUUAAUGGACAGUUCCUUGAGCUGGUGAACUACGUUUACCGUGAUGAAACGCUCAAGUCAUCUGAAUUGACAUCGAAACUCGAGCCCGCGUUUUUGUCCGGUUUGCGCUGUAUCCAGCCUCACAUAAGGGCGAAAUUCUUCCAAGUAUUUGACGGCUCAAUGCGGAGACGCUUGCAUGACAGAUUACUUUACAUCGUUUGCAGCCAGAGCUGGGACGCGAUGGGACCACAUUACUGGAUAAAGCAGUGCAUAGAAUUGCUGAUAGUUACCGCCAGUACAACGACUCAAGUACAGUUAGCGAACGAGGAUACUCUGCUACCCAGUAUCACGUCUGUAAUCAACAUGGCCGAUAGUGAGGAGCACAAAAAUUUCGUAAUUUAUACAUCGGUGAAGGAGGAACCUCGCGAUAUUUACGAAACUAACGAUGUUAAGGACGAAAUAUUGGAUAUGGAUCUGUCCGGUGGCGAUCCGGCUAUCGUGACGGAAGAAAUCACGUCAGUCAGAAAAGCUACGCUUCAGCAGUCAAUCGCCAAGCAAGGGGAGUUCCUCGAAGAGUCAAGGAAGAUCCGUACAGAACAACUACUUGUUGCAACAGCCCAGCUUUGCCACAUGGAUACAAAUUUGGCGGAACGCGUCUGGCUUGACACCUUCCCAAGAUUGUGGAGCAUUCUUGACGAGCACCAGCACAACACUCUAAUUGCCGAGAUGGUCCCUUUCAUAUGCAGCGGCACUCACGUUAUUCAGAAGGACUGUCAUCCCAGCGCUAUUGCCACCUUUGUCGAGGCAAUGUCGCACUGCGACCCGCCGGUUCCCAUAAGACCAGCGCUGAUGAAGUACUUGGGUCGGUCGCACAAUCUUUGGCACCGAAUGACGCUAAGUUUGGAACAGAUGGCCUUUGACAAUGGUAAUAAUCAGUUUAAAAAUAAGAGAGAAUCAGACUGCUAUGAUUUCGAACCGGACAAUAGUCCUCACGCCGAAAUCCUCGAUUCGCUGUCAGACAUGUAUUCGCUUUUGUGCGAGGAGGACAUGUGGUCCGGACUUUGGCAGAAGCAUGCUCACUACAAGGAGACCCUCCAGGCAACCGCUCUGGAGCAGCAAGGUUUCUUCGAGCAGGCUCAAAAUGCCUACGAUGUCGCCAUGACGAAGUUCAAGCAGGACUACGUGGCGACGCCAGCCCCGUUCAAGACCCAGCGUGAAGCUAUACUCUGGGACCAGCAUUGGAUACGAUGCGCCAAAGAGUUGAACCAGUGGGAUCUGCUCCUCGACUACGGGAGUAAAAAGGCUGAAAAGAAUCCUUUCCUCAUACUCGAAAGCUCGUGGCGAAUACCAAACUGGUCGAUGAUGAAGGAAGCACUUGCCCAGGUCGAGCAUAACUGCCCAAAGGAAAUGGCUUGGAAAGUGAACUUGUAUCGUGGCUUCUUAGCCAUCUGUCAUGGCGAGGAUCAACACCUCAGCGCUGUCGAGCGGUACGUUGAACUAGCAUCCGGGCUUUGUAUGAGGGAAUGGCGACGGCUUCCCCACAUCGUCAGUCACAUUCAUCUUCCCCUUCUUCAAGCAGCGCAACAAAUCAUGGAGCUACAGGAAGCGAUGCAGAUUCAUCAAGGUCUCUUACACGGCCGAACUUCAUCCUUACAUGACAUGAAAGCUGUCGUUAAAACUUGGCGGAAUCGUCUACCUGUGAUCGCUGACGAUUUGAGUCACUGGUCUGACAUAUUCACCUGGAGGCAACAUCACUAUACCUUCAUUUCUAACCACUACGACUCCCAGCAGGAUCAGACAACUAAUCAUUCCAUGCUGGGUGUCCACGCAUCGGCUCAGGCAAUUAUCCACUUUGGCAAAAUUGCGAGGAAACAUAAUCUCUCCGGUGUGUGUCUUGACUCCCUCUCCAGAAUAUACACGAUACCGAGUGUUCCUAUAGUCGAUUGCUUCCAGAAAAUAAGACAGCAGGUCAAGUGUUAUCUACAGAUGGCUUCUAUCACUGGAAAAAACGAACUGCAGGAAGGAUUGGAAGUCAUCGAAUCGACGAACCUCAAGUACUUCACGAAGGAGAUGACUGCCGAAUUUUACGCUCUGAAAGGUAUGCUUCUUUCACAAAUUGGCCGAUCGGACGACGCGAACAAAGCCUUCUCAGCCGCAGUCCAACUCCAUGAUACCUUGGUGAAGGCUUGGGCUUUAUGGGGUGACUACCUUGAGCACAUUUUCACACGUGACGCUAGACAAAUAUCUAUUGGCGUAAGCGCGAUAACGUGUUUCCUUCACGCGUGCAGACAUCAGAACGAGUCCAAGUCCAGGAAAUACCUGGCCAAAGUUUUAUGGCUGUUAACUUACGACGAUGACAAAUGCUCCUUGAUGGAGGCUGUUGACAAGUAUGCGGUUGGGGUGCCACCUAUUCAGUGGCUCCCCUGGAUACCUCAACUACUCAUGUGCCUCGUCAGGCACGAGGGUAACGUCAUACUAACCUUGCUCAGUCAAGUGGGACGAAUGUUUCCCCAAGCUGUUUACUUCUCGAUAAGAACACUCUACUUGACUCUGAAAAUCGAACAACGGGAAAGAUACAAAAGUGCAGAACUCGCAGCUGGGAAAUCUCACGACGGUACUGAAGGAAGAAACGCUGCCGGUGCUUCGGCCCACCAAUCUGCACCGGAAACUGCACCCAUCAGAGCAACUCCGCCCAUGUGGAGGUGUUCGAAGAUCAUGCACAUGCAGCGGGACAUUCAUCCGACGAUCCUCUCCAGUCUUGAGGGGAUUGUAGAUCAGAUGGUUUGGUUCAGAGAGACAUGGUACGAAGAGGUGCUCAGACAGCUUAGACAGGGACUGGCCAAGUGCUAUGCAAUUGCGUUUGAGAAUCGUGGUGCGGUUAGCGAGGCAACGAUAACACCUCAUACUCUUAAUUUCGUCAAAAAACUCGUUUCCACAUUUGGAAUUGGUAUUGAAAAUAUUUCCUCUUCUCAAAAUGUCAACAACACCUUUGGAUCUGCCGCUUCCGAGUCCUUGGCCCGCAGAGCACAGGCUACUGUUCAAGAUCCAGUAUUCCAGACGAUGAAGGGUCAGUUUACGAGUGACUUUGACUUCACCGUACCCGGUGCUAGACUUCUUCACAACCUGAUUAGCAAAUUGAAGAAGUGGAUAAAAAUACUUGAGGGAAAGACUAAGCAACUGCCAAAGUCAUUUUUGAUCGAAGAGAAAUGCAGAUUCCUCAGUAACUUCAGCUUGAAAACAGCGGAGGUCGAGUUGCCCGGAGAAUUCUUAUUGCCCAAGCAUUCUCAUUAUUAUGUACGAGUCGCUCGUUUCAUGCCUCGAGUCGAAGUUGUUCAACGUCACAACACAGCAGCCCGCCGUCUGCGAAUUCGGGGUCACAACGGCCGCCUUUAUCCUUAUCUAGUCGUGAACGACGCUGGAUUGGGAGACGCGAGGCGAGAGGAGCGGGUUCUGCAGCUGCUGAGAAUGCUAAAUCACUACCUUGCAAAGCAGAAAGAAACCUCCCGAAGGUUCCUCCACUUCACUGUACCGAGAGUGAUCGCAGUAUCGCCGCAGAUGCGGCUUGUCGAAGAUAAUCCAGCCUCCAUAUCGCUCCUCGACAUUUACAAACAGGGCUGCGCCAAACUCGGAAUCGAACACGAUGCCCCCAUCGCCAGGUAUUAUGAAAGACUCGCUACUGUGCAGGCCAGGGGGGCUCAGGCUAGCCACCAAGUUCUCAGGGACAUAUUGAAGGAAGUUCAAACCACAAUGGUAGCUAGAACCAUGCUCCGUGACUGGGCGGUGAAGAGGUUUCCAACAGCAACCGACUACUGGACCUUCAGAAAAAUGUUCACGCUGCAGCUAUCGCUCGCCUGCUUCGCCGAGUACGUUCUUCACCUGACGCGGCUAAACCCCGACAUGACAUACGUUCAUCAGGAUUCAGGUCUGAUAAACGUCGCUUACUUUAAAUUCGACGUCGACGAUAUCUCCGGAGAACUUGACGCUAACAGACCUGUGCCUUUCCGUCUAACACCCAACAUUCUUGAGUUUUUGACAAGCACCGGUGUUUCCGGUCCGCUCACCGCCAGCGCCAUUGCGACCGCUCGAUGUUUGGUUCAGCCAUCGUUCAAGGUUCAUACCAUUUUGCGAGCCAUUUUACGUGACGAGGUAAUUGCCGAACAUAGCAAGAAGCAGGAGGAUGCUGAGAACGCGUCUCAAGCGCCCCAAGACAUGAAGGGAGAACUGCUCAUCACUAUGGUUACUCGAGCUGUUACGGCGAUAGUAACGCGACUCAAUUCUCUUGCCAAUUUUGACGGUACCGACAGUAAGGUCGGAACUUUAGUUGCCGCAGCUAAUAGUCAUGACAAUUUGUGUAGAAUGGAUCCGUCGUGGCAUCCCUGGCUUUAAAAGGGUGGAACGAUACGUUUUCCAGAUUACAUUUUAGAUGUAAAUAAAACGACAUUUUCUCUGAAAAGAGAAGGUGAAAUCGAAAUGACGGGGUUGAAAUACAACGUGAAGUGUAAUAUACAGUAAUAUUAUUUUUUUUUUCUCUGAGUGUGUAAGUAAGUGUUUAAGUAAUUAUUAAUUAUGUACAUCUGUGAACAGUGAUUGGUCAUUAAACUACAGCAUUUAAGUAUUGUGAAUACUGUGUAAGUGAACGAAAUGCCAGCAUAAUGAUGAACGAGAGUGUACGCAACUGUAUACCUGUUAGUUAAAUACUAAUACUAUUUUUUUAUAAAUAGAUUACAUAAUCUUAAGUGCAGAAUAUAAGUACCUAAAAUGGAAAAUGAAAACCUAUCUCAAUCGUAAUUAUUCAAUAGUUUUAUUGGGAUCUUCAAUUGUAUAUAAUGUUACUCGUAAAUGGAAAUCAUUUUUGAUAUCGUUA
This is a messenger RNA of Neodiprion fabricii, 12186 nucleotides long. RefSeq names its product transformation/transcription domain-associated protein (gene Nipped-A). Gene Ontology annotation, molecular function: transcription coregulator activity; protein binding. The coding region runs from base 345 to 11708 and encodes 3787 amino acids. Gene Ontology annotation, cellular component: nucleus; SAGA complex; NuA4 histone acetyltransferase complex. The transcript has 11 exons. Gene Ontology annotation, biological process: regulation of DNA-templated transcription; DNA repair. NCBI's taxonomy places the organism in Eukaryota, Metazoa, Arthropoda, Insecta, Hymenoptera, Diprionidae. The record is from RefSeq and is a predicted model, not a curated record.